GCCAGAAAGGGUCACCGAGAGCCAGAAAGGACCACCGAGAGGCAGAAAGGGCUACUGAGAGCCAGAAAGGGCCACCGAGAUUCAGAAAGGGCCACCGAGAGCCACCUCUGCUCCCACCCUGCAUCCUGCGCUUCUCCCGGCUCCCAUCGCCCAGCUGCAGCCACCGAGGGGACAGAAAGGACCACCGAGAGCCACCGCCCGUGCACCCUGCGCUUCUCCCGGCUCUCAUCGCUCUGCUGCACUUGCCGAAGAGGCAGAAAGGACCCCCGAAGAGGCAGAAAGGACCCCCGAGAGCCAGCUCGCUCCCAGCCCGGCCCCUGCGCUUCUCCCCGCUCCCCCCGCUCGGCUACAGCUCCCGCCCCGCAUCCCUGCGGCUUCUCGGGGGUGAAGAUGAGUGCUGAAGAGAUUCUGGUGCAUGCAGUAGAACUUGGAAAAAAUUUCUGCCUCUAUUUUGACGAGCUGGAGUGUGAUGCCCUGUGCAAGGAGAAGACUCUGCUGCGAGUGCUGAGGAACGUGAAGAGCCAGCUGCUGGUGGUGCGGCCCGACCUGAACGUGGCAGCCUUUGAGGACGUGACAGACCAGGAGAUGCAGUCUGGCAAAGGGAUGCACUUCAGCAUUCACUGCUACAAAACCACCACGCCCCUAGCUGGGAUGCCUGUGGCCUUCAGUGUCCAGGUGGAAAACAAGAGUUAUUACAUGUGCUGUGAGAGGGAAAGUGGAGAAAUGAUCGUUAGGUUCAAGGAAGGAGAAGUUCCCAAAGAAAUUCCUGGUGAAAGCAACAUCAUCUUUUUCAAAAAGACAUUUACAUCUUGCUGCUCCACAGCAUUUAAGUUUGAAUACUCCAUGGAACAAGGAAUGUUCUUGGCCUUUGAGGAAGAAGGCUACUUGAGAAAAUUAAUCCUUAAGAAACUGUCAGAAGAUGAAGUGGAUGAAACCAUGAAGAUGAGUUUAUGUAAGUUCAGUCAGAAUGAAAAUCACAACCUAUGAUGGAACACUUCAACAGGUUUAAAAUACAGCUUGUUUUAUUUAUAUAUAAGAAACUUUAAUCUUUCUUCAUUCUAAACAAGUCAGUUUUAACUACUGUCAGUACUCAUUAAAAAAAAUAAAAGCAAGUUUUUGGCAAAAGGCUAAGCAUGUUUUCCAGUCAGACAGAAGAGACUGGCUACAAGAAAGUGCAUGUCAAUGUAGACUUGCAGGAUUUGAUUCCUAAAAUCUUUAAUGCCUAAAUCCCUAUAAUCUUUAACAUCAACCCCACAGCUUUUGAAUGAGGUUUGGAUUUCUACAUUGCCAAACCUCUCAGACAAUGAAUUUCUCACCCAAGCAGCUCAAAUACCCAUCCAGCUGCAUCCUGUGUGAGGAAACCUCGGACACUUUCCAUGAGAGACCCUCAGCUUGCCCGCAGGGACUUCCCCAUGACUCACCAUCUGCAGGCUCCCCCUCCUGGCACAAAAUUAACACAAGCUGGCAUUUAACCUGACCACAUCUCCAUUCUGACCACAACACCAUCCAAAAAUUGGCCAGCUACCUGCUUUUGCUAAUAAAGAAAAUUUACAAUCCACAUGAAAAAGAAAAAAACCCUCAAAGUCUUGUAGAACCCAAACAGUGACUUGGUUGUUCUGCUCAUUGCAGACUCAUGGUGGCAACACAAACUCUCUUCCUCUCACUAUUAAUAGUGCCACAAAAGUACCAUAAGAAUGUGGAAAGAGUUUUCCACUUCUUGGCAAUGUGAAAGUCAGAAAGUCAAAAACCACAAUCUCAGUUCCCCUGAAAAAUCCCUUAAAGAACAGAACAUUUUCUCAGCCUCCUCUUGGUUGUCUUUUCUGUCACACAGGACCACACAGACCAGAGUAUUUAGAAAAUGAACCUCAAAGAAGUGUUGUAGAUGAACAUAAAAACCUUGAAAGUCAAAUGUUCCUAAAGUCAAUCUGCAAAAGUAUUUUUAUUCUACACCAAUCCUUGCUGUGUUUUCUAAGGGACAUUAAUUAUCCUUAAGUCAAGUCUAAGUCACCUCUAAGUAUUAAUUCAUACAAAUAUUCUUCGUUUUAUGAAGUAAGGCAGAGCAGACCUAGCUACAGAGAAAACAUUUUGGGCAACCCAAAAGCAGUAAAAAUGGUUCAGAAGCACACACACAAUUUCUGUAAAUUCUUUAUUGCAUGGAUUAAGAAAAAAAGUAUUCCCUUUUCUACAUCAGCUCCCAGGGUCCAAAGAGUUACAGGGUCUGCCUCACAAACUGAUGUCACAAGAAGCAGUUCAGUUUUCAUCAAGCCAAGCUUGUUUUACAGAACAGGACACCAA
Messenger RNA from Serinus canaria (Common canary), 2295 nucleotides. RefSeq names its product interleukin 18 (gene IL18). The coding region runs from base 391 to 987 and encodes 198 amino acids. The record is from RefSeq and is a predicted model, not a curated record. Lineage: Eukaryota; Metazoa; Chordata; Aves; Passeriformes; Fringillidae. The transcript has 5 exons.